AUGAAUUGUCGACCGUUCAAGUUGAUAACAUUUGAUAUAACUGGAACUUUAUUAAAAUAUCGAAGUUCUCCAGCUAUAGAAUACUCAAAUAUAUUAAAUAAGUAUGGCAUAGAAGUAAAAUUAUCAACUCUUGAGAAUUUGAUUAAUAAAAAUUGGACAUUCAUGACAAAAGCACAUCCAAAUUUUGGCCUUUAUACUGGCCUUGAAUGGGAAAACUAUUGGAGAAUUUAUGCACAAAAUGUUUUUAGCAAAGCAUUUCAGAUAGAAAAUAUCACUGACAAUGUACCUCUGACAGACAUAAUUGACGAAUUGAUGAUGACGUACAGUACUGGAGAAACAUUUAAAGUACAAAAUGGAGCUAUUGAGUUAUUGGAUUAUUUGAAAAAAGAACAAGUACCAUUGGGAGUUCUGUCUAAUUAUGACCCAAGAAUUAAAUCUAUGAUAGAAAAUCUGGGUCUCUCUCACUAUUUUAAAUUUAUCUUGUCAUCUUACGAAGUGAGGUCUGAAAAGCCUGAUAUUAAAAUAUUUAGAAAAGCAGAAUCAUACAUUGAAAAGGGUAUAAAUCGUGAGUUAUUUUUGCAUAUUGGUGACUCAUAUUUGUUGGACUUUAAAGGUGCAAAAAAUGCUGGGUGGUCUGCAUGUUUAGUUCAUAUAGAUAAAAAUAUAAUUGAACAGUAUCCAUGUGUGAGCGGUUGUAUAUUUGAAGAUUUUAUAGCUUUAAAAAGGUUUUUAGUGACAUGCAAUUCAAAAAAAAUGUAUUCUGAACAAUAG
Molecule: messenger RNA, 771 nt
Organism: Macrosiphum euphorbiae (potato aphid)
Lineage: Eukaryota; Metazoa; Arthropoda; Insecta; Hemiptera; Aphididae
Source: the annotation of a GenBank genome assembly